GACAAACCCUAAAAACCAACUCUUCAUUUUUUGUACUUGUCGUGCUCUUAGACGCUGCAAUUCUCCAGAAGACGAAACCUUAACUCAAAGAAACCUAGGGCAAUUAGUUGCGAUGGCAACAGCGAAGAGAAAGCCAGUGUUCGUGCAAGUUGAUCAGCUGAAGCCUGGCACUAGUGGCCACACCCUUAUCGUGAAGGUGGUCUCAUCGAAGCCCGUGCCCGUUAACAAGCCACGUGGCUCCAGAUCAUUGUCUGCUCUCUCUCAGCCUUCUCGACCCCCUCGCAUCGCCGAGUGUCUGGUCGGCGAUGCGACUGGUUCCAUCUACUUCACCGCCCGCAACGACCAAGUUGACAUUAUGACACCAGGUGCCACCGUGAUUCUGCGAAAUGCCAAGAUUGAUAUGUUCAAGGGGUCGAUGAGGCUUGCAGUUGACAAAUGGGGACGGAUUGAAGUCACUGAACCAGCUAGCUUCGAAGUUAAAGAGAAUAACAAUCUCUCCUUGGUUGAGUAUGAGCUAGUUAAUGUUGAGUGAUUGGUAUAUGUUUGGAGGUGAAUAUUUUUGGGUUAGCAUUACUGAAGGUUUGAUUCUUGUUCCCCUGUUAUCUGGGGUUUAAUUUUCUAUAUGAAUGCAGUAAAAAGAUCUUGCUGAAGAUGUUUGUCAGCCUUGAUAUUGAUAUGAUAAACGCAAGUAAUUUAAGUGUCAGAUUGGGAAUUAGAUUGGGUUUGAAACAGAUCAGUUAAUGCUAUCUUUUUAUUUUUACUGCUAA
Molecule: messenger RNA, 767 nt
Organism: Mangifera indica (mango)
Lineage: Eukaryota; Viridiplantae; Streptophyta; Magnoliopsida; Sapindales; Anacardiaceae
Exons: 2
Coding region: 113-532 (139 amino acids)
Source: RefSeq, a predicted model, not a curated record